Molecule: messenger RNA, 812 nt
Organism: Drosophila virilis
Lineage: Eukaryota; Metazoa; Arthropoda; Insecta; Diptera; Drosophilidae
Product: protein snakeskin
Biological process (GO): septate junction assembly
Cellular component (GO): plasma membrane
Source: RefSeq, a predicted model, not a curated record
GUUUAGUCAGUUUUCACACAGCGUUUGGGCAAGACGUGCACACAGGUCGAGCGUGAGUGGGAAUAAACCGAAAGCUAAAGCAUUUCAAAAGCGAAGUAAAAACGUCAUAAAGGAAACAACAUGGAGUUCAACAACCGUUUGUUAUUGAAGAUCAUUGAGCUGGGCAUUGCCAUUGCCUGCGUUGUGCUCUACGAGGUUGUCGGGGAUCUGAGCAAGCGUCCAUUGAUUGUCUGCGGCACCAUUGGCGGCUUCACAAUCAUCUGCGCCGUGCUGCUGAUCGGACACGUGAUCAAUUCGGUUGUGGAGAAGCGGCUCAAUGCCCUAAUCUCGCUGCUGGGCUGCAUUCUGUUCGUGGCCUCCGGUGCCCUGGUCAUUGAUGAGUGGCAUGAUAUAUACGAUUUCUUGAAGGAUCGCAAGCGCAACGCCAUCGCCGCCGGCUCCCUGAUGAUCAUCAAUGGCGCCGUCUUUCUACUGGACACGCUAUCCAUCUGCAGAACGUAAGCCCCAAACAAAACCAAGGGGUCCACUUAUUUUUUUUUUUGUUAAUUUUUUUUUUGUGAAACCGAAAUUCUCAUGGCUUCUGUGUGGGUCAUAAAGCGAACAAUGAAUCUUCUGUAAACUAUACGAAUAUCAUGUACACCCAUCUAUAUACAUAUAAUACUUAUAUGCAACUUUUUUUUGUAUACCUGUCAAAUAUAUCUAUAUAUAUAUACUCUAACCGUAUGGCACCCAAGUUAUUGUCAGCUGUGCACGAACAAGCGAAUCCUAAACUGUUCACAGAUAUCCAUUAAAUAUAUAUCUAUAUAUAUGUA